AAGAGCCCAACUCUUCCUGCCUACGAAAAGCAGAGCCAACUACAAAACGGCCGGUCGAUGAAGGAUUCUUGCGCCAUUGAUCGCUCCGUAAUAUCAUUCUCGCCCACCACCUUAGCCCGUCACUCUGAUCACUUCUUCUUUUCAGUCGUGUCCCUCAUUAACGGCGACGGCCCGGCCACCAGCUUUUGUAGAAAUCCAGAUUUUCGUCAACCAACAACAAACCGUUUUUCUCUUUUGUCUCCUAGUAAAAGUUUACUAGGAGACAAUUGGUUUUCUUCGUUCGGCACCAGGAUACGUGAUCACUAGAGGAAAGCUGAUUGACUUCCACCCAGAGACAUUCUUGAUUCGAACAGAACAACGGAAGCUUUUGAAAGAAUGGCAUCAUUCUUCAUGACGGGUAUAUAGACUGUUUUUUUCUGUCUUGGGCUGGACUGCUUUGGUUUGAGACGAUGGCCAGUCAUUUGCUCCUGAACCCGUCUUUGUUACGUUUGUUCACCGGCUCUUUGCAUCUGAUUUUGUUGCUUGGCGCAAUCGUAUCAUGGGUUUGCGAGAAAAUUCGAGGCAAUGGUGAUGAAGGUCAGAAACAGAGUGUUAGGCACACAAGGCUCUUGUUUUACAGACCAACCCUGUAUUCUUGUUUGAGUCUUUCCUUCUUUAAUCUCGCGUUAUGCGUAUUUUACUGCUUUUAUUGGUACACCAACGGUCGGUCUGAUGAAAAGAUUGUGAUUUUGGUGGAUUUGGGAGUGAAAACAGUAGCUUGGUUUUAUCUCUCACGUUUCUUGAAAAACCAGCUUCAGAAUGUAAGUGAAACGAAGUUCCCUAUUGUUUUGAGACUUUGGUGGGGGGCUUUUGUCUUAGUGUCUUGUUAUUGCCUGGCAAUGGACAUCCUUUAUUACAAGAAGUACCAAACUUUGUCAGCUCUGUUUUGGGCAUCUGAUAUUGUUUCUUUGGUGAUGGGUUUGGUCCUCUGUUAUUUUGGGUUUCAUGGAGAAUGUGAAGCUACCAUCCUUGAAGAACCGCUGUUGAAUGGUAGUGAUACCAAUGAUAGAGAAUCCAAUCAGUUUUCCAGAGGGGACGAAACAGUGACUCCUUUUGAAAGUGCUGGUAUUUUUAGUACACUUACAUUCUCUUGGGUGGGUCCUCUGGUUUCUCUUGGCUAUAACAGAAGACUUGACUUAGAGGAUAUUCCUCAGCUUUCAACUUUUGACUCUGUUAGAACGACGUAUCCAGUUUUUAAUGAUAAGUUGGAGUCUGGUAGAGUGAAAAGCAAUAGAGUCACUGCAACUAUGCUUGCAAAGGCAUUGAUCUACUCCACCCGGUGGGAGAUAGGAACUUCUGCUGUCUGCGUGAUUAUAUUUACGUUGGCUUCGUAUGUUGGUCCUUACCUCAUUGACUACUUUGUUCAAUAUUUAAAUGGUCAUCAGGAUGUCCGGAACGAGGGCUAUAUAUUAGUUUCUGCAUUUACUAUUGCAAAGGUUUUGCAGUGCUUGGCACAGAGACAAUAUUAUCUCAAGGUGCAACAGGCUGGAUAUAGGGCUAGGGCAGCACUGGUUUCUAAAAUCUAUAACAAGGGAUUAAGUCUUUCUUCUCAAUCUAAGAAGGGGCGUACCACUGGAGAAAUUAUUAAUUUUAUGGCUGUUGAUGCUGAGAGGAUAGGUGACUUUUCUUGGUAUGUGCAUGAUCCUUGGACGAUCAUUCUAGAUGUUGCCUUGGCAUUAAUGAUCUUAUAUAGAACUCUUAGACUUGCUUCGCUAGCUACACUUGCUGCAACUAUUCUAGUGAUGUUAGUAAAUAUUCCAUUGGGGAAAUUGGAGAAGAAAUUUCAGGACAAGCUUAUGAAAUCUAAAGAUGAACGAAUGAAAUCAACAACUGAAGUCUUGAAAAACAUGAGGAUUCUAAAGCUUCAGGCUAGGGAGAUGAAAUUUCUGUCCAAAAUCAUCGAGCUUAGGAAUGCUGAGGCUGGAUGGUUGAGAAAAUAUCUUUACACAACAGCUAUAAUUGCAUUUGUCUUUUGGGGUACCCCUGCAUUUGUGUCUGUGUCGACUUUUGGUGCUUGUCUGCUAAUGGGAAUUCCAUUAGAGUCUGGAAAGAUACUAUCUGCACUUGCAACCUUUAGAAUUCUUCAAGAGCCUAUCUACAGCCUUCCUGGUUUGGUAUCCAUGAUUGUUCAGACUAGGGUUUCACUUGAUCGAGUUGCAUCAUUCCUUUCCUUGGAUGAGUUGCAGCCAGAUGUUGUAGAGAAGCUUCCAGUUAGUAAUUCUGAGAUAGCAUUAGAGAUUACCGAUGGGAGCUUCGUCUGGAAUGUAUCAUCUCCUACACCAACAUUAGAGGAUAUUAAUUUUAAAGUGUCUCGUGGGAUGAGGGUUGCCAUUUGUGGCACAGUUGGUUCAGGCAAAUCAAGCUUACUAUCCUCUAUCUUGGGGGAGAUGCAGAAACUAUCUGGAACUGUUAGGGUCAGCGGAACAAAGGCUUAUGUUGCUCAGUCACCCUGGAUACGGGGUGGAACAAUUGAAGAAAAUAUAUUGUUUUGUAAGGAAAUGGACAGAGAAAGGUAUAAUAUGGUCCUUGAUGCAUGCUCACUGAAGAAAGACCUGGAGAUUCUUGCAUUUGGUGAUCAAACAAUUAUUGGUGAGAGAGGAAUCAACUUGAGCGGUGGUCAGAAGCAGAGAGUACAGAUUGCACGUGCUCUGUACCAAGAUGCUGACAUAUAUUUAUUUGAUGAUCCGUUUAGUGCAGUAGAUGCCCACACAGGAAGUCAUCUGUUCAACGAGUGUAUCUUGGGUCUUCUGGACUCGAAAACCGUUAUCUAUGUUACUCAUCAAAUGGAGUUCUUACCAGCUGCAGACCUCAUUUUGGUUAUGAAAGAUGGAAAAAUUUACCAAAUCGGCAAGUAUGGAGAUAUUUUAAAAUCCGGAAGUGAUUUCAAGAAGCUUGUUGGUGCACAUGAGGAAGCUAUGUCAGCAAUCGAUCCAACUGGGAUAAGGAAAUCAGCAAGUCCUGAGGGAAGUGGAGAUGCAUAUGCUAAGAAACUUCCAGAAGAACAGGGAUCUCAGGACGGUAAUAAUGUAGAUAAUUAUAAGGAGAAAAGUGGGCAGCUUGUCCAAGAAGAAGAAAGAGAGGAAGGAAGAGUAGGAUUUUCUGUUUACUGGAGUUACAUCACAACGGCAUAUAGAGGACUUCUUGUACCCUUUAUCUUGCUCGCACAGAGUCUGUUUCAGCUACUUCAAAUUGGAAGCAAUUAUUGGUUGGCUUCGGCAACCCCUGUGUCUACAGACAUGGCACCUCCUGUUGCAAGCUCUACUCUUAUGCUUGUCUAUAUUGCUUUGGCAAUCGGAAGCUCUUUUUGCAUUUUGGCCAGAGCCUUGCUCCUUGUGACAGCAAGCUUCAAGACAACCACAAUACUCUUUAAAAAAAUGCAUUUAUCUAUAUUCCGUGCACCCAUGUCUUUCUUUGAUUCCACCCCAAGUAGCAGAAUUCUCAACAGAGCAUCUACUGACCAAAGUACAGUGGAUUUGGAGCUUGCAUAUCUAGUUGGGCAAUUUGCUUUUGCCAUCAUACAGCUUCUUGGAAUUAUUGGGGUUGUGUCACAAGUAGCAUGGCAAGUCUUUUUCAUUUUUAUUCCAGUCCUAGCUAUCUGCAUAUGGCUAGAGCAAUAUUACGUACCGUCGGGACGAGAACUGGCUCGAUUGUGUGGGCUGUACAAAGCUCCAGUAUUACAACACUUUUCUGAGACACUCUCAGGGGCAGAAACAAUUAGAAGUUUCGAUCAGGAAUUCAACUUCCGUGAUCUAAGCAUGAAUCUGAUAGAUGGAUAUGCUCGGCCAAGAUUCCAUGGUGCUGCUGCAAUGGAAUGGCUGUCUCUUCGCGUGGAUAUGUUGUCUCUUUUAACUUUUGCUUUUGCAUUAGGUAUCUUGAUCUCUCUACCAAAGGGAACAGUGGAUCCAAGUAUUGCUGGCUUAGCAGUGACGUAUGGGCUUAGUUUAAAUGCUUUACAGUCAUGGAUUGUUUGGACUCUUUCUAACAUGGAAACGAAGAUCAUAUCUGUUGAAAGAAUACUUCAGUAUUCUUCUGUUGCAAGCGAACCACCUCUUGUUGUAGAAUCAAAUAGGCCACAAAGUCAUUGGCCAACACAUGGAGAAGUUAGUAUACAAGAUCUUCAGGUCAGAUAUGCUCAACACAUGCCAUUAGUGUUACAUGGCCUUACAUGUACCUUCUUUGGGGAGAAGAAGACUGGAAUUGUAGGGAGGACGGGAAGUGGUAAAUCGACACUCAUCCAGACCCUCUUCCGCAUUGUUGAACCAGCUGGUGGACAAAUAUCAAUCGAUGGUAUCAAUAUCUUGUCUCUUGGACUGCAUGAUUUACGAUCAAGAUUGAGCAUAAUUCCUCAGGAACCAACCAUGUUUGAGGGGACAGUUAGAAGUAACCUCGACCCUCUUGAAGAGUACACAGACGAACAGAUAUGGGAGGCUCUUGACAAAUGCCAGCUUGGAGAUAAAGUUCGGGAGAAGCAGAGCAAGCUCGAUUCUUCAGUCUCUGAGAAUGGAGAAAACUGGAGUGUCGGCCAAAGGCAGCUAGUCUGUCUAGGCCGCGUGCUGCUAAAGAAAAGCAAGAUUUUGGUGCUCGAUGAGGCCACAGCAUCGGUUGACACAGCAACUGAUAACCUCAUUCAACAAACGCUGAAACAACACUUCUCAGACUCCACAGUCAUAACAAUCGCACACAGGAUAACGUCUGUUCUUGACAGCGCUAUGGUCUUAUUAUUAGACAAUGGACGUAUUAAGGAAUAUGAUUCUCCGGAUAAGUUGCUGGAGGACAAAUCGUCCUUCUUUGCAAAGCUCGUCGCAGAAUACAGCAUGAGAUCAAGUAGUUCUAGAUAGGAUCUAAAGAAGCUGAUGCAGCAGGUUUUGAGCCAGUACAUAAACUACUUCAAUGUGGUCUGAGCUCUUUGAUGGGCUCAUGUUUAGUUUCACAUAUUUGAGCUAAGUUUUUUUGAGCACAAGAGAGUAGACAUGAAUGCAAGGGAUUGGACAGGUUCCCCUGCACUUGGAAUUGGCAUCUCCACCAUACCACUUUAAUGCUUUCCACAAUGCACUACAAAAAUACGGCAAUAGUAAAAUUUUGGACAAAAUUUCAGUAUUGCCCUGAUAUUUUACAUUAUUAGAAAAAUGGCCCACCAGUUUUUGG
Molecule: messenger RNA, 5184 nt
Organism: Sesamum indicum (sesame)
Lineage: Eukaryota; Viridiplantae; Streptophyta; Magnoliopsida; Lamiales; Pedaliaceae
Product: ABC transporter C family member 3
Biological process (GO): transmembrane transport
Cellular component (GO): membrane
Molecular function (GO): ATP hydrolysis activity; ABC-type transporter activity; ATP binding
Source: RefSeq, a predicted model, not a curated record